Messenger RNA from Salvelinus namaycush (lake trout), 978 nucleotides. Its product is annotated as CMP-N-acetylneuraminate-beta-galactosamide-alpha-2,3-sialyltransferase 1-like. Bases 1 to 978 code for a protein of 325 amino acids. Gene Ontology annotation, molecular function: beta-galactoside (CMP) alpha-2,3-sialyltransferase activity. The record is from RefSeq and is a predicted model, not a curated record. NCBI's taxonomy places the organism in Eukaryota, Metazoa, Chordata, Actinopteri, Salmoniformes, Salmonidae. The transcript has 6 exons.
AUGAUUAUCUUCAGGCAUAGAAAAGGCCGUCUUAUCACCGUUCUACUCAUCACUAUCUUUGUGUUACAUACUGGACAGCUAUUCUCCAAGUCACUUGUUGAUUUGGCAAAAAUUGCCCUUCGGCUGCUGGGCAGCCCAAGUCAUUGUGCAUGUAUCAAAUGUAUGACUCAGCCGGAUGAUGACCUCUGGUUUCAGAAGCGCUUCAUCAGGUCUAUCAAACCAUUUCUGACCAGAGAGAACAAGAAACUUAAUGAAGAUACCAGAGCAUGGUGGCAGAAAUUGCAGAAUGACAGUAGCACAGCCACCUUCGGAGAGGUGGUGGAGCACUUGUUCCAGGUCAUCCCUGAUGAUGACCUCUACAUGGAUGCGGCCCCUGAGCGCUGUAGGACCUGUGCUGUGGUAGGGAACUCUGGGAACCUCAAGGGCUCCCACUACGGAGCCCUCAUCGACUCCAAUGAUGUCAUCAUAAGAAUGAACAAGGCUCCUACCUCUGGCUAUGAGGAGGAUGUAGGAAGCCGGACCACGCAUAAAGUCAUGUACCCAGAGAGUGCUAUAGAUCUGGACAACACAACCAGGUUCCUGCUGAUCCCUUUCAAGACUCUGGACCUUCAGUGGCUAACCGGCGCCAUCACCAAUGGAUCUAACAUCAUUUACUCAUAUUUACCUCUUAGACCAAAGAUAAAGGCCAACAAAGAUUUGGUCUUGGUUCUUAAUCCUGCAUUUAUGAAAUAUGUUCAUGAAGUCUGGCUUGACUAUCAAGGCAAAUACCCCUCCACUGGAUUCAUGGCUUUAAUAUUACCCAUACAUAUUUGUGACGAGGUGAAUGUGUAUGGAUUUGGUAAAGACAAAGAUGGCCACUGGCACCACUACUGGGAAGCACUAACCAAUAAAUGGCUCAAAACUGGAAUACAUGAUGGAAACUAUGAGUGCAAGGUCGUCAUGAAGCUCUCGGAAAAAUUCAAACUACAGAUAUAUUAA